This is a messenger RNA of Chironomus riparius, 2964 nucleotides long. NCBI's taxonomy places the organism in Eukaryota, Metazoa, Arthropoda, Insecta, Diptera, Chironomidae. The record is from the annotation of a GenBank genome assembly.
GUUUUUAAAGAUGAGGCUGGUAUUGUACCUAGCACUACUGUGCACUUGUUAUUUUUUGGCAAUAGGAAUCAGUCCUGUUGUAGCUAGGAGACAGAAAUGUUAUUAUGUGGAUGAGAAUAAUAAUAGAUUAUGGCUGGUGUCUUAUCAGAGAGGAAGUAAGAAUCACAAAUCUGUUAAAGAACUGGACAACAAGCAUCAAAAACAUCCAAAAUCAGAAGAAAAUGUUGAUAUUUUGAAUGCUGAGAAUGUUGGAAUGUCACAAACUGUUUACGAACCUAAAAAUCAAAGUCAUCAUGAUAUUUCUAGACCAGAGCAUCAUAAUAGACUUAAAGUGGGUCGAUCGAAGGACACACUUGAUGGACAUACUCCUGAAAAUGAGAAAGGAAAUGAAAUUCAUAGUUCUAAGUCUGAACAUAAAAAUAAAACAGACGUUGAUCCUAAAAUCGAAAUUGUUUUGAAACAUGAACCAAAAAGUGACCCUAAAGAUGACUUUGAACAAAAUAAAAGAGUCAAAUCAGAACCGAACUCAACUAAAGAUCCAACUAUUCUAAAAGAUAAUUCAACUGAACCUAAAGACAAUCAAUCUAAAAUAAAAGACACCCCAAUUCAAUCAACAGACAAACAAACAAACCCAAAAGACAACCAAACCAAGUCAAACGACCAUCCAAGUAUACCUGCAAGAGUUCAUUACCAUCCCAAACCAUCUGACUCAUCACUGAAUAUUAAGUCAAGUCCAAAGAUUCAUUCUGAACAUCCAGAAGAUAAAGCUGAUACUCUUAAACAUAAUAAUGCUCCAAAUAAGUCUGUGGACUCGAAGAAGAGUAAAAUUGUUGAGAAAUCCAAAAAGAGUCACAUUUCUAAGCCGACACAGGCCAAUAAAAAAUCAAAAAAAUCACACUCUUUGCAAGUUGAUGAUUCAAAACAUAUUAAAGAUCAAGUAAAGGACGAAAACUUAGAUUCAAAACAUAAAUCAGACAAGAAUAGUGCAAAAAAUGUUCCAUUAGAAAAAGAUGAAUUUCCGCAAGAACGAUCUAAAAAAGAAGCAAGACCUCAUUUAGAACACACAGAUUCAAAGGACCAAAAUUCAGAAAAAUCCAAUAAAAAGGAUCAAGAAUCGAAUGGUCCAGAUUUAAAAGACAAUGUUCCAAGAAACAAAGACUUAAUUUCGAAUUCAACAGAAGAUUCAAACUUGAAAUCAACAGAUGAGCAUCAAAAACCAAAACAUGUUCCAAAACCAACAGAAAAUAAACAAUCUCAUUCACAUUCCAAGUCACAUGACAAAAAUCCAAAGUCAUCAGAAUUCACACCAACUACAAGCAAAUUAGAAUCAUAUCCAGUUACCAAGAAUCAUCAUGAAGCUCACCAACCUCCUUCUGACGACUCAGCAAAUUCAACAUUAGUACACCAUUCACUUCCUUUAAUAGUCAAUACCUCAGAAACAGAAAUGAAUGAUAUUCAAAAGGAAAUAUCACAUGUGAUUGCAUUUCUACAAAAGUUGGUUACCUAUGGACCAAUUGUUAAUCCUAAAGCUUACACUAAACCACCUAAAUGCCCGGAGUAUUCUGAAAAAAUGGCGAAAUGUGAUUCAAAGUCUGGAAAUGAUUUAGAAAACCAAAAUAAUGAUUCGAAAUCAAAGAAAUCAGAAAUUGUUGAGCCUGGUUUGGAUGUUGGAGAUGUUCAGCCACUUUUAAAACAACAUUCAAUUGAUCCUCAUAUUGACAUUGCUAUUGUGAAUGUUGAGCAGAUACCAUCUAAAGAAACUGUGCAUGAUCCUCCGCUUGAAGCUCUAGAGUUCUUGUCAAACACAAGUGCAGCUCCAAUAGCUUCAAGUCAGCAGACAAAUGAGCCAAAUAUUGAAUUGUUAAUCAAUAGCUCAGAAGAAGUGCAUGACCUUGAUCAAGCAGGAAAUAAAGGCAACAGUGCAAUAGCAAGCGACAGUAAGUCACAACCACAAAGAGAAGUUCAAGAAAAUAAUUCAACUGAUGGCAACAUUCAGCCAGAAAUUAACCAACAGCCAAGACCUAGCAAUCAGUCUGAACUUAAUAAUCAGAGCGUUAAUCCAAUAAUUGAUGGCAAGCAGUAUGUAAAUGCUGUGGGUGAAGGUGUGAAUAGCUCGGAUCCAUUGCACAAUCCAAAGUUUGAGACCAUCUUAGCUUCCAAUUCAGCUCAUAAUCAUACAGAAGGUUCAGAGCCCCAAAAUCAAUCAGAAAUGAUUCCAAUGGUUGUUCCAAAUCAAUCAAAAGAGAAUCUAAGUGACUCUGCAGCAUCUGCAUCCCAAAUCUUAGACUCAGUGACAUCAGAAAAUUCAGACGUUGUCACUAAAUCCUCAGAACCAGAACCAACGACAGAAGCUGAUGAAAAUCUUGUUACAAUUGAUCCCACAGUUCAAGAACAAGCUGUUGAGUCAUCAAUUCAAGUGGAACCAUCAACUCAAAGUCCAGCACCUGCUCCAACACCUGCAAAUCCAUGGCUUAUGCACAUCUUUGGUAAAUUUUCUCAUUUAGUCUACUCGACUUAAAAAGUAAAAUAAAAUGGAGCUUUUAAUGCAGGAAUCGCGAUUAAUUUGAUGAUCAGUCGAUGUGCGAUGUAAAAUUUUUUUUUGUUUCUUUUGCUUAUCAUGUCAACUUAAUGUCAAAUAAUUUGGCUAAGUUUUUUGUUUUGAAUUCUUUUUAAUUUUUUUAAUUAAUUCUUAAUCAAGGUGGGUUUAUUUGGGAAUUGUAGUUCAAGGUAGAGGUGCUUUAAGGGAUCAAACCUCUCUCUUUUGCUUAAAACUGUCUUCAACAUGCUUUAAUUAUUAUCCUUUGUUCUGUUUCUGACUUUUUAACUUCCAAUGUAGAUCCUGAAAAUAUUUAAAUGACCUUUUUAAUUUUUCUGCAUUCCGUACUUGCUCAAGGAUGCAAAUUAAUUCAAAUUUUUCAUUCUGUGCUAAAAGUCUUCAUUUUUUUAUUUUUAUUUUUUUAAGCC